Perkinsus marinus ATCC 50983 is the source of this 2663-nucleotide messenger RNA. RefSeq lists its product as hypothetical. Lineage: Eukaryota; Perkinsozoa; Perkinsida; Perkinsidae. Bases 14 to 2458 code for a protein of 814 amino acids. The record is from RefSeq and is a predicted model, not a curated record. The transcript has 4 exons. Gene Ontology annotation, molecular function: lipid binding.
CAGUUGUUCAGUUAUGGGGUGCUUUUCAUCAAAACAAGAAGAUAUCGUGGCGCAACCAUUGCACCAUUCUGACCAUGGCAGCAAGCACUCAGUGAAGUCAGCGGCAACUAGGAUGGAUGAUGCUGCGGGCAAACCCUCGAACGAGAUAACUGUUAGUGGAGUCGACCCUGUUACCGGGCAUCCACCAAGUCCAGCUACUACUGUGCCUACUUUGGCAUCUCAAGUGUCCAGGGUUUAUACUGAGGCUCGUGCUAACUUCGCCCGGGAUGUGGCUAAGGACUCGCAAAAGGCUCUCUUAGCGUUCGAGGGCGAUCAUUGCUUCCAGAGCUCUGGUGUGGUUGAUGAAGUCACCUUAUUGAGCCGACCCUCAGGCCAGGGUUCAGCUCGUGUUGUCGGUGGUAAAGUCACUUUGCCUGCCGGUUUGGGUGUCGGUGUAGAUCAAGUCGUUGCCUUCUUGAUGGACUUCGACGCUCGAUCUACUUGGGACACCUCGUUCAAGCGGUGGAAGGUCAUAGAAAAGUUUGAUGAUGCUGACCCGCCUGUUUCUAUCUGUUGGGCGGCCACGCGAAACCUCAGCUCCGUUUUGGUUGACCGAGAUUUUGUUUUUGCUAUGAUGGCUGAGAAGCUAUCUCCUUCGCGAGCUGUUGUCUCCUAUCGCUCGCUUGAUUUGGUUGACUACCCCGAGGGUAAGUACGAUUUGUCCCUCACUCGUGGUACUAUCGUGAACUCUGGUUACAUAGUCGAGGCACUUGAUGGGGUUAUUUUUAUAUCGCUCUUCGAGCAAAUUGAUCUUGGAGGAAGCGCCCCAUCAUUCGUGGCGGAGCGCGAGUUGUCUACUCUUCCAUUAAAGCUCGUUAAACUACAUACAGCUAUUAUGUCUUCCAAGAUAGUGGUUGCACCCACGACAGCAAAGACUACAGCAGAACCUAUAAAAUCCGACGAUGAAGUACCGAAGCGAGCUGUGGAGGAAUCUCAACCGGCGGCAGCUGAGGCCGAGAAUACAUCUCUGAGUGAAGAGGGUCAGCGUAUGAUGAAGGUUGGCCUCGAUGCUCAAGCGGCUUUAUUGGCCUUCCAAAAAGAUAGUUCUUUCAAGUCUAAAGGGAAGUCUGGUCCAGUUGAGCUCUCCGUGAGGUCACAGAAUGGCAGUGAGAUGCAGGUCGUAUGUGGCAAGAUGAAUUGGGGUAAAGAUUAUACCAUUUCCCAAGUGAUGGAAUUCCUUGGUGAUAUGACCAACAAGGUUAACUGGGAUGAUCAGUUGAUUGAGGGCAAGGUGCUGAAGAGCUACUUGAACGACGGACAGCGAGAAGUCACUCUGACUUGGACGUCGUAUAAAGGAGAGAUGGGAGUAGCUGGCCGAGACUUCAUCUACGCUGCUGUUAACGAGAAGGUAUCUGAGACUAAGGGUGUUAUGACAUGUCGGUCGGUUGACUUGGACGAGUUCCCAGAACAUAAGUUCUCAGCUGAAGCAUGUAGAGGUUUUAUCCAAAAUGCUGGCUAUGUAAUUGACAAGGCUCCGAGUGGUGACUUGAUAGUGUCUUUCUAUAACCAAGUCGAUGUUCGAGGAUCCGUCCCGACAUGGAUAGUAAAUAAGGCCACGAUGAAGCAACCCAUGAGCUUGGUACCGGCCUUCGCAGCCAUCAAGCACUACAAGUUCAAACCAGUACCUGUAGCAGUGCCGUCGGCCAAAGACGAGGUCCCAAUGGUCGAGAAGCCUCAAAGCCUGCCAGUUCCUGAGAAGCCUGAAGAGUCUGUUAAGGAAGUAGCGGCGACGACCGAGUCCCAGCCUCCUAAUGAGAUAACUUCUCCUCAAGCUAAGAUGGCUCUUGAUGCCGGUAUGACUGCCCAGAAAGCGUUGCUUGCCUUUGAGAAGGAUCCGACCUUCAAGUCACAAGGUCGCUCCGGCAAUGUGGACUUGUUUGUGCGGCCCCAGACAGUGACUGAGCGACAGGUCGUAUGUGGCAAGAUGAGCUUUGGUAAGGAGUAUACCAUCAAACAGAUCAUGCAGUUUAUCAACGACCUGGCGUCCAAAGAGACGUGGGAUAGCCAGUUCCAGGAUGGUAGAGUUUUAGAGACUUACUCUGAAACAUCUGACCGGACCCUUACUUUGACCUGGGCCGCGUAUAAGAAGCAAAUGGGUGUUGCUGGCCGCGACUUCGUUUAUGCUGUCCUCAUCGAGAUGGUGUCCCCAACAGUUGGUGUUAUCGCGACACGUUCGGUGAACAGGGACGACUACCCAGAGCAUAAGUUUUUGGAUACUCAUUGCAGAGGCUUCAUCGACAAUGCUGGAUAUGUUAUCCAUGAUGUCGAUGGAGAGAAGAUUGUAUCGUUCUAUAAUCAAGUAGAUGUUGGUGGUUCGGUUCCUACAUGGAUCGUCAACAAGGCCCAAAUGAAGCAACCGAUGAGUUUGGAUUCUACUUUCCAGGCUCUGAAGAAACACAAGUUCGAUCCUGCUGAGUAGCGCAGCAGCACUGAUGGUCUUCCAGGGCCACUGCCUUGUCUUUCAUUGCUAUAGCUAUGAGCUAUGCACCGGCUGGGAGUUUUUGACUGUAGAGACGCUCUGAGUGCAUUCCUCAUAGGCUGCUUAGCUAGCCGCUUUGAGUACCUUGUUCAGCUCAUAUAUUUUCAUCAUCGGUAUACGGUUUCUUCAUAUAAUGCAGGGUAAG